AUGGGCACCGCUUCCAUUCAAUAUCGCACAUAUGCUGACAGCAACAGGGUCUUCUUCAUUCCGUCAAACCCCAACGCCUCCACAGCCUUCGCUACAAUUACAGAGCGUCUUCAUUCAUCAUUAGCCGAUGAGCCCAUUCCUGUGGGCCGCUGGGCCCUAGAGCACAAGCUGAUGAGGGACACCCCAUCUUGUCUACCUACGUCAGCGUCCCAGCGUCCCGCACAACCGAGGUACAUGCAGUUCCUCUCACUAACCUACUUUCCAAACCAUGGGUUCAUCUACACGUCUCCGCCCCCAGGGAAGGUGUCUCAUGCCCAUCAUGGUGCCGGUAGUCCCGGUACAGUAGCUCCAGGGGCGUCGAGUCCCGCCUCUCCAACCCCAGUUCCACAACAGACCGCAACGCCUACACAGGCUCCGGCACCGAACAGUCAGGAUCAUUCGUCAAUGGUCAUGACAACUGUUCCAUUGCCAGCGUGCAGUACACUCUUUCAACACUUCGUUUACGCCUGCCAACCGUUCUGGUGCCAUCGACACACCGUUACGGUUCCUGGCGGUGUUGUCUAUGAUGUUGGUGAUUUUCGGGUCCGAAUUGGUGAUGUACGACAGACUCAGCCGGCUGCAAGGGUUAGGGGUACGAUUGUUGAGAUAGAAUGGAAGGGCCCGUCAUUAGUGACGUCCAUAGCGUCGCUGUUUAGUCAGUCCAAGAAGGCGUUCGGCGGCCCUAGAACUAGCGAUUUACCAGAUGAUGACGGUGACUCUGGAAUCGACAUGGCAUUCCCUGAGGGUCUUGAGGAGGCAGAUAUUGAUGGCGAAAUUUAG
Messenger RNA from Aspergillus oryzae RIB40, 819 nucleotides. RefSeq lists its product as uncharacterized. Gene Ontology annotation, biological process: regulation of transcription by RNA polymerase II. The transcript is spliced from 2 exons. The coding region runs from base 1 to 819 and encodes 272 amino acids. NCBI's taxonomy places the organism in Eukaryota, Fungi, Ascomycota, Eurotiomycetes, Eurotiales, Aspergillaceae. Gene Ontology annotation, cellular component: mediator complex. The record is from RefSeq and is a predicted model, not a curated record. Gene Ontology annotation, molecular function: transcription coregulator activity.